Helianthus annuus (common sunflower) is the source of this 830-nucleotide messenger RNA. RefSeq lists its product as uncharacterized. The coding region runs from base 254 to 724 and encodes 156 amino acids. The record is from RefSeq and is a predicted model, not a curated record. Lineage: Eukaryota; Viridiplantae; Streptophyta; Magnoliopsida; Asterales; Asteraceae. The transcript is spliced from 5 exons.
UUGUUCCCGUUGUUGCUAACCGUCUUUUGGGCUAAUUACAGCCGUUCAAAGUCCUGAACUUUUAAUCUCAGCCGUAUAAAGUCUCUAAAUUCCUUCUAGAAGCAGCAGUUCACGGCAGUUCAGCUCUCUCUCACCCAUGAUCUUGCGGUUUCCUGCAGUUUAUCAAGAUGCACCAAUCAGAAAUACAGGUUGCAAUGCGGUUUAAAAUGUGUUCCUUAUUUUCAGGGAGUUAGUGGGCAACACAUCUGCAGCAAUGGAUAUCUCGGAUGACUUCGUGGACAUUUAUGAAGACGAUCAGCCUGCAAAGAAAGUAAGUUGGAAUCUGGGUUUUGAUGCAAUGACACCGAAGAAGAAUCAAAUAUGCAGCCCAAUGAAAGAUUCUCCGAAGACGGACAGUGGAAGUGUAGAGAUCAUUUCAUAUGGACAGUAUUUUAGUCCAUUCAAAUCUGAAAUGCAUAGGGAGGUUAUUGAACAGUUUCAGAACAUAGAAAAGCAAGCUAAAAGAAAGCAUGCGCUCCUAACUUGGAAAUGGGAUGAGGUCAUUGAUAUUACCCAAAGUGAAGAUUCGAAUGGUCAGAAAGAUGCUUCUAAGGCAAAACAACAAGAUGAUUUGGAGUCUGAGUUAAGUGAUACAGCAGACUCUUUGGAUAGUCCAUUGAAAAGAUCAAAGAUUCCACGUAUAUCUAAAAAUUGCAACGAUCAUGUUGGAUGGGUUGAAUUUUAAGUUUACUCAGUUUAAGUCCUGUUUGUCAUAGUCAUCUUUUAUGUUUUGCCUUUCAAGUCAGUGUUUGUUAAGGUUUGUUUGUUCAUCUAUUUUUAGUUUAAAUGUA